GCGCGCUUCUAGUUGCCAGGGCAACAGCGUUCCUUGAAGCAGCCCGCUGCCUCUUUCAUCUUCACAGAGGAGGCGGUGGCGGGAAAACCGGUCCCCUUCGAAGGGAAGUGUAUGACGCUCGAAUGUCAGUGGAGCCAGUCAGUACCUAGACGUCCAGCCAUCGUCCCCACGGAAAAGUUGAGGGACCGCGUGGACCACGGGCAGAGGAUGUCAAUGGAUAUUAUAAAAGGAAACCUAGAUGGAAUUUCAAAACCAGCCUCAAGUUCAAGAUCACGUCCUGGGAGCCGAAGUUCAAACGGUUCUCUGGAGGUGCUCUCGCCAGAACCAGGGCCUGUCAAGAUUGACAUGGUGAACAAGCUGAAUUCUGGCAAAGAGGGCCACACAUCGGACAGUAGAGUGGAAGAAAGAAGGAAGAUCAGUGACGACGAGUGGGCGGACAACCCCAGGAGCACAGAACCAGCCCAAGAGAGCUCAGACGAAGACUCGAACCUGAGCCAACCUCAGGGGACCCCUGAGCAUUCAGAUGAUCCCAAGUUAGAAGGGACGGAUGCUGUACUUCAAAAUGCCAUUCAUAAGAUGCACAGACUCGACAAGAUAUUGGCCAAAAGACGAAUUAGAGAAAAGGAAAUUAAAAAGCAAGGCCUAGAAAUGAGAAUUAAGCUGUGGGAAGAGCUCAAGUCUGCAAAAAACACUGAAGACUUGGAAAAUGACGAGGAGCUGGAAAACACUAAAAAGUUUUUGUACUUGACUUCCAAAUCUGCAGGGACAGCAGCUGUAGAGCCAUUGCACUGCAAAUUCGAAGAUGACCUUUUCUCAGUGUUUCAUACUCAGAUUCCUCAGGAAACUUACGAAAAUCACACGGAGAAGGACUUUACCUGUGAUGUGGAGAAAAAUGGGCCAUUGAUCAAAACAGAAAAGCAACCGUUUUCAAAUACAGAAGCGAUUGAGCCUAGGAGCGAACACAGCCAGGUUUUCAUUAUACGGAACGCUGAACAUAGUCAGGAUUUUAUUAAGCGAAACAUUGAGUUGGCCAAGAGUUCAAGAAGCCCAGUGGUUAUGGUUGAAGGAGAGAAGAAACGUCUGGAUGAGCUCCUGAAAGGCUUAGAAGAUACAGACUCAGGACUGUCCAGUUCCGAGGGCGAUCAGUGUGCUUGGCUGGUUCCAGGAGAAGGCUAUACCCUUGCAGCCACCGAGUCUCAGCAGCUUGCUGAGAUUGACAUAAAGCUCCAGGAGCUCUCCGUGGACUCUCCUGCCGUCUUCAGCCUUGAAAGUCAGAGCAACAAGGGUGAUAUGGAACAUGACUCCAAUGAAGAAAGAAAUACGGAACCAACUCCAGGGGAGAAGAUACUCCGGGACAACAAAGAGCAAAGGGACCGUGAGUCUCGGCUGAGAGCCAUCGAUGGGAAGCUGAAAGAGAUCAAUGAACAGGUUGAGGAAUGUCCAGUGAUAACUCCCGGUAAACGGAAUGAGCGGAUUACGUGGAGAUGGCUACUUGCUAAAAUCCUUGAGCCCGAGUGUAAGCUAAACCCCCCAUCCCGUCUUUCUGAGGAACAGCUGAAGUGUCUUCUGGACGAGUGUGUAUCCAAACAGAAGGGCAUCAGUCUGGGUCUUUCUUCUGAAAGAGAAAACAAAGACACUGGUGCAGCAGUUGGGUCCUCACAGCUUUGCCCACCCACCGUCUGUGAGUUACUGGAGGAGUCCGAAGCCAAGGUCCAGAAAACUCAGCUAGAUGAUGCGAACAGGCUUGAGAAUGAGGGAUGUACGCACUCCACAGACUCCUAUCUUACCAAGGCCUUGGCUGGGCACUACAAACCAGAAGCUCUCCUCAUCGAAGUAGAGACCAUGAAGCACCUCCAGUUCUCCAAGGAGGAGGCUUUCAAUGAUGCAGCAGACUAUUUUAUGUCAAAGACCAUUGGCAUUGGGAGACUGAAAAAGCCCCCUUUCUUGGAUGAUCCCCUGGAUGACAUCAGCAUGAACUCCUCCUCAGACGACCAACAGUCGAAAAUCAGCCUUGCGGAGAAAUCAAUAGGAGAUGGACAGGAGACUGGGGAUGCUGUGAAUGAACCAGGAGAGCAACGCGAAGCAUGACUUUCUAGGGUUUAAACUUAAGAAAGUUGAAAAUUGGCACUAUAUUUUUUCUGAAUUCUUUGUAUUCAAUGAAUGCAACAUAGAGACUAUUCCUCAAAUGAUAUCAACAUUUGAAUUCCCUUCUUUGCUGAUUGUAUUUCUUUGAUGUUUUUGAAGCUUGGGGUGUAAAUGUGAAAUGGUUGGCUUUUUAUCAUUGAUAUUCCUAGGAAAUUUGUUUACAACUCUAUCACUAAUCUUGCAAUCUCAAGGAUACUUUGUAAAAACCAACGUUGUAACAUAUGCACGCUGUGCUAAUCUGG
Rattus norvegicus (Norway rat) is the source of this 2387-nucleotide messenger RNA. It is a transcript of the gene Fsip1, whose product is annotated as fibrous sheath interacting protein 1. NCBI's taxonomy places the organism in Eukaryota, Metazoa, Chordata, Mammalia, Rodentia, Muridae. The record is from RefSeq and is a predicted model, not a curated record.